Debaryomyces fabryi is the source of this 2412-nucleotide messenger RNA. RefSeq lists its product as uncharacterized. The transcript has a single exon. NCBI's taxonomy places the organism in Eukaryota, Fungi, Ascomycota, Pichiomycetes, Serinales, Debaryomycetaceae. The record is from RefSeq and is a predicted model, not a curated record. The coding region runs from base 1 to 2412 and encodes 803 amino acids.
AUGUAUAGAUUGAUAUCAGUAGCACCAUUUGCAUUUAAAAGUAUCCGUAAGGGACAUAAUUGGGCAAUACCAUUGAUAUGCUAUCGGUCACAGUUACGAUCAUUUCAUAAAACUUCACCUGUUCGUAUAAAUCCACUUUUACCUUUUGAUGUUUUAGAAGAAGUACAGAAUGAUGAACUUGAAGAGAAAAAUGAAAAGUUGAAAAAGGACAAGAAGAAAUUAAUCAAAGAAAAAAAAAAGAUGAAGAAAAAUGACGGUGAAUCAAAGAAGCCAGAGGACAAAACGCCUCAAAGUAAGGAUUUAAGUGAAGAUGAUUUCAAGACUACCAAUGACACAAUUCCACUUAAAAGGGCUGUUAUGCCUAACAUGAAGGUUAUAGAGCUUCAAAAAAAUUAUAACGAGGGCGAUACUGGAAGCACAAGAAAGGCAGAAGAUGCAGAGAGUAACAAUACAUCAACACAACAUGGGAGUAAAUCAGCUUCAGGCGCAUCUACAGGGGGCGGAAGUCAUAACGGGGGAAACGGAGGAAAUGGACCUCCAUCUGGAAAUAAAGAUGAAGUAGAACCAGAAGGAGAUAAAAAUUCUGAUAAAACAGAUGAGAAUAGAAGGAUAGAAGAGGAAAAGGCAAGGGAAAAAGAAAAUCAGAAUAAAAAGAAUCAAGAAGAAGAAGAAGAACUUGAAGAAUCAGAAGACAUUGAAGAGGAAGAGCCAAAUAAAUUUAAGGAAGGAUUAGCUAAGUUUGGUAAGUUCUUGUUUAAAUGCUUAGAAACUAUUGGCAUUACGUUUAGUUCCAUCGCUAUUUUAGGUAUGGCUGGCUUAUUAUACCAUAGAUUUUACGGCAUCCAUGUGCUUGAUAAGAUGGAUCUAGCUUUUGAAAAGGGUGAUCCCGCAUUUCAAUUAUCAAUGCAUAAAAGAACCAAUAAAAGUACCGAUAAUGUUGAAUGCGAUGGUGAUGAUUUAUCCCAAUACUGGGUUGAACGUCCACAACAAAGAUUACUUGACGAUAUUGUUUCUGGGAAAAUCAUUGGAAGAUACUUUUUACUAAUUGGAGAGAAAGGCACAGGCAAAACUUCAUUAUUGUUAGAGUCUAUGAAGAAAGUAGAUGGGUACAACGUAGCAAUUUUCGAUGCACAUGCAGAUCCUGAAAUAUUUAGGAUCAGAUUAGGUAAAGCAUUAAAUUUCACUUUUUCUGAAGAUUACAUAGGCUCGCUAUUCAGUAUUAGAGGACCCAGAGAUACCACUGCUUUGUUGGAUAUUGAGAGAGCUUUUAGUAAACUAGAAGAAUUAGCAAUUAGAAGGGUUACCAAAACAAACAACCGCCCAUUAGUGUUAAUUAUUAAUAAUGCCCAUCUAAUUAAAGAGACGGAGGAAGGCAUUAAAUUGAUAGAAUUACUUCAACAAAAAUCUGAGAGCUUAAGCGGAUCAGGACUUGUAACAAUAAUUUUCAAUUCUGAUGAUUAUUGGGUAUAUGAAAAAUUAAAAAGACUAGGUACGAGAUUAGAGCUAAUCAACGUGAGAGAUUUUAAUAAAAAGGAAACUGUGAAGUCAUUAAAAUUUAUUAGAGAAAAAUUCUUCCCUUCGAGAAAUUUUCCAGACUUAAAGUUGGACGAUGAAAUGUGUGGAAGCAUUUAUGAUUUAAUUGGUGGAAGGCCACAGCACAUAUCGCAAGUUGCUAGACAUAAGGAUAUUAUUACUGCGUGCCAUCAAAUAAUUGACCGUGAGAAGACGUGGUUUCUAAAUCAAUGUGGAUUAUUAGGUAUGGAUAUGGACGAUGAUGUAAUGGAAAGCGGGAAAUUUUCGACUAGCGCAAUGCUCUUAAUGAGAGCAUUUGUAGAGAUGGAUAGAGAUAGAUUAGCCAAUGCUCCUUAUGAUGAUCAUAAUUCUGAAGACCAUCAUUUACCUGAUUUACCAUUGUGGAGAGCGAGGCAGAUCAUGACGCGUGCUGAUUAUAUUCAGCAGUAUGAUAAUUUGAAUAUAUUCACUAUUGAUUCUGAAUCAACAGUACGUGCUGACUCUGUACCAAUGAUGAGAGCAUUUCAUGAAAUUGCCUCACAGCCGCAUUUUGACGAAUUAUUGGAAGAUACAAUUGAGAGAGUAGCUGAUAUCGAAUCAUUAGGAAGAACACGAGAAAUAGUGCUUAAAGACUUGAAUUAUGGCAGUACAUACGGUAUAAAUCACAAAGAUAAAUUAUAUGAAGUUCUGUUGACAAAAUCACGAAAGCAAAAAAUUAAGGAUGGAGAUUUAGAUGAUGAUGACAAUGACGAUGACUGUGAAUUAUUAUUAGAAGAUGUCAAUAGAAAGAAUAAGACAAAAACCUGGAAAAAAAGAAUGCUGAAACUUGGACAAUUAUAUUUAAACUCAGACCAACAACCAAAGGAUAAAUAUGAUAUUGACAUCAAUAGAUCUAAAUGA